Strongylus vulgaris is the source of this 354-nucleotide messenger RNA. Lineage: Eukaryota; Metazoa; Nematoda; Chromadorea; Rhabditida; Strongylidae. The record is from the annotation of a GenBank genome assembly.
AUGGAAACCGCUGCCUGUCUUGUGGAAGCGAACGAGCCUGUCUAUCCGUUGGACAUCGUACGGGUUAUGCGAGAUCAAAGAGCGAUGGCCAUUCAGACCGUGGGUCAAUACACAUUUGUAUGCGAAUCGAUUCUACGUGCUUACAAUGAUGGCAUUAUAAAACCAUUAGCUGAAUACCAAAAACGCGCGAAACUCUUCGCUGGAUUGAAUGCAAGUUCUUUCUUUGCUGUGCAUAUUGAAGUCGUUCUAUUCACAGUGUACACAAUCAAAAAAACUAACAAAAUUGAUGGACAACGACUCGAAAAGGCUAUGAAGAACCGUCCAGGGCUCAAUCCAGAACAAAAUGCUCUCUAA